UGGGAACCGCAUGUUAAAGGAACAUAUUUAAACCUCAUAAACAUUCUUACAUUUUGUUUACCUUUGGAACAAUCCAAGGACAAUGAAUUCAUUUUGUUUUGAAUGUCUCUUUACUUUGAACAGUGAAGUCCCAUUCAGUACAUUUUGCUCAAUGGGAAAAACCUGAACAGAGUUUUUAUUUCUCUUUUUAACUUUCUCCCAUUGAGCCAAAUUCUCAUAAAUAUGUCCCGAUUACAUUUUAUUUGCACCUAAGAUCUAUAUAUUUAUUGCAUCUGUUUUGGUUGUCAGUGAUCUUUUUACAUGGCAGCAUCUUUAUCUGACUGCACAAGGUAUUCAUGGUUCUUUCUUCUGGAAAUUACUUUCAUCCACCUGAACGUCUUGCCUGACAACUGUAAAUGGCACAUUUAACUAGUAUUCCAAUGGUAUGAAGCAUUGCAUUCGUUGUUGCAUAGCACUGUUACCAAAUGACUUGCACAAACACUGUUCCAGGUGCCGAGGGCCAAGUCACAAUAACAAAAAUUGUCAUCUUUGCAAAAGAGAAAAUAAAGUUCUGUUGCACUUGGAUAGCAAACAGAUGAACUUGCUUGCAGUUCUGGAAGUAAGGACUGAUCACAGUGAGAGCUGGACUGGACUGUUUUGUCUGAAGAAAGGAAAGCUGUGCAGCUUAAUGUUUGGAUUAUUAAUAAUGAUGCUAGUGAUGGCAUCUUAUAUACUGACUGGAGCCAAACAUGGCCUCUUGCUGAUACUGCCCACAUUCCAUUAUGGAGCUUUUGCAAGCAAUUCAAACUUAAUGGACAGCGAGACGCUCUGUGAUGUGAAAGAUCAUUACCAGACAUCUAAAAUGAAUAUUUCAUAUGCCAAGGAUUAUCCAAAUAUUAAAGUAAUUAUUGACACUAUUACUUCAAAUAUUGAAUUCAAACCCAGACAUUAUCCACACUUAGAAGAUCUGAAGAAACAAGAGCUGCAUAUGUUCUCAGUAAUUCCUAACAAGUUUCUUCCAAGCAGCAAGAGUCCUUGUUGGUAUGAAGAAUACAGUGGAAACAUGACCACAGAUCCCUAUGCUACAAACUCCUAUGCAUUGUAUUCCAAACGUUUUCGGGCAAUAUUUGAUUACCUCAGAAAGGUAUUCUGGAACCAUUUGUAUCACUACAAGGAUAAGCAUUAUCGGCUGCGCUGCCUUCCCCAUUUCUACAUCAUAGGCCAGCCAAAGUGUGGGACAACAGACCUUUAUGACAGGCUCAGGUUACAUCCUGAUGUGAGAUUCUCAGCAAUUAAGGAGCCUCACUGGUGGACAAGAAAACGGUUUGGGAUAAUUCGUCUGAGAGAUGGAUUCCAUGAUCGCUACCCAGUAGAAGACUACCUAGAUCUGUUUGACUUGGCUGCCCAUCAGAUUCAGAGUGUGCUACAAGAUGAUGCUGCAAAAGGCUAUAGCAACAAGAUGAACAACAUCAUUAUUGGAGAGGCCAGUGCUUCAACAAUGUGGGACAACAAUGCAUGGAUUUUCUUCUAUGACAACAGUACAGAUGGAGAGCCUCCAUUUUUAAUACAGGACUUUAUCCAUGCCUUCCAGCCAAAUGCAAAGCUGAUUGUGAUGCUUCGAGAUCCUGUUGAAAGACUGUAUUCAGAUUAUCUCUACUUUGCAAGUGCUAACAAAUCUGUAGAGGACUUCCAUGAAAAAGUGGCUGAGUCACUACAGCUGUUUGAAAAUUGCCUGGUGGAUUAUUCCCUGAGAGCUUGUGUGUACAACAACACCCUUAAUAAUGCCAUGCCUGUACGACUUCAGGUUGGUCUGUAUGUUGUUUUUCUCCUGGACUGGCUCACAGUUUUUAAUAAAGAUCAAAUGCUAGUUCUCCGUUUGGAAGAUCAUGCAUCCAACAUUAAGUAUACUAUGCACAUGGUGUUCCGGUUUUUGGAUCUAGGUGCCCUAAGUGAAAAACAAGAAGCUCUAAUUACCAAGAGUCCGGCAUCAAACACAAGAAGGCCUGAGGAUCGGAAUCUAGGCCCUAUGUUACCUCUUACAAAGGAAAUCCUAGAAGAUUUUUAUCGGCCAUUCAAUGCAAAACUGGCUCAAGUUCUUUGUGAUGAAGCUUUUUUAUGGAAAAAGCCUUGAUCUGUUCAGUGCACCGCACAACUACUGGUGCGAAUAAUUACAUUUUACCCACUCUGUGGUCGAGAAAGCCCGAUGCCUUCCUCCCCACAGUUAGCCCAUGAAGAAACAAGAAUACAAAGCUCCAGAGUUAUGAAGCUCUGUUGCAACUUUUUCUCUCUCCACAAAAGAACAGUGUACAAAUGAUACAAAGCAGUCUUACAUUCUCUGGUUAUGAUUAUGAAGUAUAAUCUCUAAAGCAAAUUCAAUGCAGCAGUCAGCACUAGCCACCUAAA
Messenger RNA from Gekko japonicus, 2382 nucleotides. It is a transcript of the gene CHST15, whose product is annotated as carbohydrate (N-acetylgalactosamine 4-sulfate 6-O) sulfotransferase 15. Gene Ontology annotation, biological process: hexose biosynthetic process. The coding region runs from base 425 to 2110 and encodes 561 amino acids. The transcript has 7 exons. NCBI's taxonomy places the organism in Eukaryota, Metazoa, Chordata, Lepidosauria, Squamata, Gekkonidae. The record is from RefSeq and is a predicted model, not a curated record. Gene Ontology annotation, molecular function: N-acetylgalactosamine 4-sulfate 6-O-sulfotransferase activity.